AUGUGUAAGCACAGCGAAACCGACAAAGACGCAGAGCAGGACCGAGCAAAGACACAGAGCGAAAUCGACAAAGACGCAGAGCAGAACCGAGCAAAGACACAGAGCGAAACCGACAAAGAUGCAGAGCAGAACCGAAGCAAGGACACAGAGCAGAACCGAAGCAAAGACACAGAGCAGAACCGACAAAGACCUUAA
Molecule: messenger RNA, 195 nt
Organism: Penicillium waksmanii
Lineage: Eukaryota; Fungi; Ascomycota; Eurotiomycetes; Eurotiales; Aspergillaceae
Exons: 2
Coding region: 1-195 (64 amino acids)
Source: RefSeq, a predicted model, not a curated record